AUGUCGGAGGAAACAAUUAUGUCUAUGAAUGAUCAGACAAUUAAAAUUGAACCACCUGAAUAUUCACCAGAAGACAUUAAACUCGAAAUGGAAGAUGAAUUUGAUGAUCCUGGUGUUAUUGUUAAAUCUGAAUCGUGUUCUGAAGAUGAUGACACGUGUUUAGAAAGAUUCAUGAAUUCCGAGGUGACAAUUGAAGAAGAAGUCAAACAGGAGUUAGUCGAGCCAUCAACUUAUGAAUGUGACAUUUGCAAUAGAUCAUUUACGGAAACACAUCAUUUAAAAGAGCAUAUGAUCGAACAUAUGCCUAAUAAUAGCAAAGAAAGUCAUUUCAAAUGCGAAAUCUGUUACAAGGCUUUUGAUCGAUUAAGUGUUCUGAAAAGGCACAUGCUCAUUCACAGUGGUGAGCGUCCCCAUGAAUGCAGUACGUGCAAAAAGACUUUCACAGAAAGAGGUACUUUGAAACGUCACAUGCUGAUGCAUAGUGGAGUACGUCCUCAUGAAUGCAAUAUAUGCAAAAAAACAUUCACGCAUGCAAGUACUCUGAAACGUCACAUGCUGAUGCAUAGUGGAGUACGUCCCCACGAAUGCAAUAUAUGCAAUAAGAAAUUUACAAACUCAAGUCAACUGAAAACACACAUGCUUAUUCACAGUGGAGUACGUCCUCAUGAAUGCAGUAUAUGCAAAAAAACAUUUGCGCUAUCUUGCAAUCUGAAAAGUCACAUGCUGAUACAUAGUGGUGAGCGUCCCCAUGAAUGCAAUAUAUGCAACAAGACAUUCACGCAAUCAACUAAUUUGAAAAAUCACAUGGUGAUACACAGCGGUGAGCGUCCCCAUGAAUGCCAUAUAUGCAAAAGGACAUUCACAGAAAGAGGCACUCUUAAACGUCACAUGCUGACACACAGUGGAGUACGUCCUCAUGAAUGCAAGAUAUGCAAUAAGAAAUUUACACUAUUAGGUGCUCUGAAAAGGCAUAUGCAGAUUCAUAAACGAGAGCAUCCUGACAAAUGUGAAGUAUGUAAUAAGGAAUUUACUCAAUCGGACGAUUUGAAGAGACAUAUGGUACUUCACAGUCAGAAGCGUGGUGAAGAUCAAUAA
Messenger RNA from Ctenocephalides felis (cat flea), 1095 nucleotides. RefSeq names its product zinc finger protein 525-like. Gene Ontology annotation, cellular component: nucleus. The record is from RefSeq and is a predicted model, not a curated record. Bases 1 to 1095 code for a protein of 364 amino acids. Lineage: Eukaryota; Metazoa; Arthropoda; Insecta; Siphonaptera; Pulicidae. The transcript has a single exon.